Molecule: messenger RNA, 660 nt
Organism: Amaranthus tricolor (Joseph's coat)
Lineage: Eukaryota; Viridiplantae; Streptophyta; Magnoliopsida; Caryophyllales; Amaranthaceae
Product: ethylene-responsive transcription factor ERF098-like
Exons: 1
Coding region: 52-510 (152 amino acids)
Biological process (GO): ethylene-activated signaling pathway; regulation of DNA-templated transcription
Molecular function (GO): DNA-binding transcription factor activity; DNA binding
Source: RefSeq, a predicted model, not a curated record
ACAACUCCUUAUAUACUUAGCCACUACUAUUCUAAUUCUACUAUCAUCAUCAUGGAAGGUUCUUCUAGAGGAGGUAACCAACACGAGGCCGGAGGGGCUGACGUCCAUUACCGUGGCGUCCGAAGAAGACCGUGGGGUAAGUUUGCAGCUGAGAUUCGAGACCCGAACAAGCAAGGUAACCGUCAAUGGCUAGGAACUUACGACACUGCCGAGGCGGCUGCCCGAGCUUAUGACAAGGCUGCAUUCGAAUUAAGAGGACAUCUUGCUACUUUGAACUUCCCUAAUGAGUAUUACGCUAAAUUAGAUCCUCUUCAUCAUCAGCUUCAUUAUCCUCGUACACAAAUGUAUUAUGCUACUACUAAUAAUAAUAAUCGUCCGGGCUCACAAUUACCUUCAAAUAACCAUAGAGGUGUCGGGCCGGAUACCGGGCCUAGAUAUAAAGAAGUCAUUGAAUUCCCUUGUUUAGAUAAUCAAAUAUUGGAAGAUAUGCUUAGGCAAGAGGAUAAUUAAAUUGGUGUUCCUUGGGGUGACUCAACUUUUUCUGACCAUGGAUAUUUAUAUACUUUAUUACUAUUACAGCAAUAAUUUAUAAUUAAGUACUAAUUUGUAACUACUUAUUAAUCGUUUGUAAUGUAUUUUUAGCAAAAUGAGUUGUGAGGA